Grammomys surdaster is the source of this 1218-nucleotide messenger RNA. RefSeq names its product MORN repeat containing 3 (gene Morn3). Lineage: Eukaryota; Metazoa; Chordata; Mammalia; Rodentia; Muridae. Bases 210 to 1151 code for a protein of 313 amino acids. The record is from RefSeq and is a predicted model, not a curated record. The transcript has 9 exons.
UCUCUCCUCCCGCAGCGCAGUGUGCGCUAGGGAUCUAUCAGGCUUGGCAGCGGGUGGCUUCAUCCACCGAGCCACCUCACCGGCCUCCCUUUCAUUUUCUUUUUACGUUUGAGAGGGCGGUUCUGAGAACUCCUGGGUGAGAAGCUGACGUCUGAACAAACCUCUGACGGGAAGGAAGGCAAGAUCCACGCUCUGCAGUGGAGGAAGAGAUGUCUUGGCGGCUGUCCCAAAAGAGCCGAAGGCCUGCGGCAGGAACAUGGCGCACUUUCCAGGAAUACCAGAGAAGCAAGAAGAGGCGGGCACUGCCAGUCAGCUUUGGUGUUGCCAUAACAACCUCCCUGGGCCCAGACUCACAACUCUCGCAGCUGAGAGUGAAGCCCGAGGCUGCAGUUACAGCACCCCCUAACACCACAGACGCAGCCAGCAUGCCGGUCACCAAGUGUCCAAGAAAAUCAGAGCCGCUGUGGAAAGGAUGGGACCGGAAAGCCCAGAAGAAUGGACUGAGACACCAAGUGUUUGCUGUGAACGGAGAUCACUACGUGGGAGAAUGGAAGGGCAACUUGAAACACGGGAAAGGAACACAGGUCUGGAAGCGGAGUGGAGCUGUCUAUGAAGGGGACUGGAAGUUUGGGAAGCGAGACGGUUAUGGCGUCCUCAGUCAUCCUGACCCAGAGACUGGAAAGCUCAGGAGAGUGUAUUCAGGCUGGUGGAAAGGCGAUAAGAAAUCGGGCUAUGGGAUCCAGUUUUUCGGACCCAAGGAGUAUUACGAGGGUGAGUGGUGUAGCAACCAACGCAGCGGGUGGGGACGCAUGUACUACAACAACGGAGACAUCUACGAGGGCCACUGGAAGAACGACAAGCCUGACGGGGAGGGCAUGUUGCGCCAGAAGAACGGGAACCGGUAUGAGGGCGGCUGGGAGAGAGGCAUGAAGAACGGGCAUGGGCGUUUCUUCCACCUGGACCAUGGUCAGCUGUUUGAAGGCUUCUGGGUGGACAACGUGGCCAAGUGUGGUACCAUGAUCGACUUUGGCCGUGAUGAGGCCCCUGAACCCACCCAGUUCCCCAUUCCUAAGGUGGAGAUUCUAGACCCAGAUGGUGUGCUGAAGGAAGCGAUGGAUAAGCUGAUGAAGCCUGAGGAAGAAGACGACUGAGGUGAGAGAUCGAAUCAAGGCUCAGGAGAAAAUCCAGCCCUUGUCACCAAACUGCUCAGACCGGUGC